Messenger RNA from Gigantopelta aegis, 2685 nucleotides. RefSeq names its product fatty acid desaturase 2-like. Bases 540 to 1976 code for a protein of 478 amino acids. Gene Ontology annotation, biological process: lipid metabolic process. Gene Ontology annotation, cellular component: membrane. The record is from RefSeq and is a predicted model, not a curated record. The transcript is spliced from 13 exons. Lineage: Eukaryota; Metazoa; Mollusca; Gastropoda; Neomphalida; Peltospiridae. Gene Ontology annotation, molecular function: oxidoreductase activity, acting on paired donors, with oxidation of a pair of donors resulting in the reduction of molecular oxygen to two molecules of water.
AAAAUGUAUCUGACAUUAGGGGAUCACUUUACAAACAACUUUAUUAUUUUUCGUAUAUCUUGAAAUCUUCAUUAAAAUAAUAAUAUUAAACUUUGAUCGGUUCCAACAAAACCACAACUGCCAGUGAAUGUCAGACCGAUAACAUAUUCAGUCCAAUUAAAAGAUGAGUUGCUUGUAUUGCGUAUACACUUUUUUGUAGGCAAAAUAAGGAGUAUGUCUUUUCACAAAGUCUACCAACACAAUACAAUAUGGUAACCAAUCUCCCCACCCCUCCUUUUUUUUUCUUUUUUCUUUUUCUUUUUUUUUCUUCUUCUUUUUUUUUUUUUAAGGUGUGGUGCUGUGCGGCUGCCCUCCUAUAAUUUUCACCCAGCGAGUACACUGCUAUGUAAAAUAUAGGCAAAGUCGAAAAUGGUCAAUUGAUAUAAGUUGGGUAUUUAGAUUCAAACUGGUAUGCUUGUCAGUUUCACAAAAUGUUUGUAUUGUUGAACUUUUCAGGAUAAGAAGCAAUUGAGUGUGUUCCCGGUGAAGACAUCAGAAAGAUGGGUAAAGGCAGUAAAGGUGUGGUGAACGGUAUAGACAGAGAGAUUCGAACUGUCACGCUUGAUGAUGUCAAGCAGCACGAUCGCCGCGACGACAAGUGGCUUGUGAUUCAGGGAGAGGUGUACGACAUCACAAAGUGGUCGAAACGACAUCCAGGUGGAAGUCGACUCAUCAGUCACUUUGCUGGUCAGGAUGCCACGGAUGCAUUCCGCGCUUUCCAUAAAGACCUGACAGCAGUAAGAAAAUACCUGAAACCCAUUCACAUUGGAACGCUACCUGAAUCUGAACGCAACGACACCGAGCUACAAACAGACUUUAGAGAGCUGAGAAAAACAGCAGAGGACAUGGGCCUGUUUACGCCAAGCAUUUUGUUUUUUGCUGCACACCUGGGCCACAUCUUGAUGUUCGAAGUCCUCGCUUACCUUGUUCUUGCUUACUUGGGAGUCGGCUGGUGGCAGAUCAUGUUAUCGAUGGCAUGCUACACCAUUGUAGAGGCACAAACUGCCUGGAUACAGCAUGAUUUCGGUCACCUAUCCGCAUUUAGUAAUAGAUUUAGUUCCAAAUGGGACCAUCUUCUUCAUUAUUUAGUAAUGGGAUUUCUACAGGGGCAGGUUGGAUGGAUUCAGCAUGACUUUGGCCAUUUAUCCGUUUUUCCUAAAUCUUACUUGGAUCAUUUAUUUCACUACUUCACUGUGGGCUUCAUUAAGGGUGCAUCUCCAGCCUGGUGGAACCACAUGCAUUACCAGCAUCAUGCCAAGCCAAAUGUAAUGGGAAAGGAUCCCGAUGUGAGGAUAGAGAAGUUGUUUGUUGUUGGAAAAGUCAUGCCAGUUGAGGUUGCUAAGACGAAAAGUGGAGGAUCUAUGCCAUACAACUGGCAACACAGAUAUUUCUUUAUAAUUGGCCCUCCAUUACUGUUCCCGGUGUAUUUCCAGGUGAUGCUCUUCAGACAUAUGUUCACUCGAAGGUUAUGGUGGGAUUUGGCUGUUGUUGCUGGAUUUUUCAUAAAGUUUUUCUACCUGUACACACCUUUGAUUGGUUUCGGAGGAGCUGUUGCAUACUACUUCACUGUCAGAAUGUUUGAGAGCAUGUGGUUCACGUGGGUGGCCCAGUCCAACCACAUCCCCAUGGAGAUCAAGCCCGACGAGGCGGAGCCGUGGAUGGUGGCCCAGCUCCGGGCAUCGUGCAACGUCGAGCCGUCAUUCUUCAACGACUGGUUCACGGGGCAUCUCAAUUUUCAAAUCGAACACCACUUGUUUCCCACAAUGCCUAGACACAAUCUCCACAAAAUCACUCCACUGGUGAAGAGUCUAUGCAAGAAACAUGGCCUCGAUUUCCAAGUGAAGUCACUGUACAGAGCCUUCGCUGACAUUGUUAAAUCGCUUGAGCAUUCUGGACAACUCUGGUAUUCGACAUACAAGGCCUACCACAGUUCUUAAUGGAGACAGUUCCAGUUCAGGGUAGCCGAGAACAUUGUAACCUGUUAAAGAUGGACAAUAUGUUUUUACACUCUAGCCAUGAAUUAGGUUGAAGCAACGUUUGAUUCAUCAUGUGCUUUUGUAUGCCUGUAGAUAUAACUAGGCAGGGUUAACAACAAUAGAUUCAAAUUUCCCACUGCCUUAGUUUCUCGUUAGGAAAGUGCACACUAAUUGAUAUCAAGUUUAUUAUGUGUCCUUUUCUAUGUGUGUAGAUAACUAAUGCUUUUUCUUUUCCUUUUUUUAUCUAUUAAUUUUUGCACCCCUUUGUUUCUAGUUAACAAAGAUUUUUUUGCAUUUCAAUAUAUUAAAGAUGUGAUAUUUUCACAAGAAUAUUUCUUUUGGUGAUGAAUUAAAACAAAUGAAGGGUAUUGUGAACAAUAUAUAUAUAUUUAUUUGAUUAAAUAAUUUUUGUAAAUUUCUGUACAGAUUUAUUUCCCCCCUUAUUUUUGUAUAACUAAACCUUGAUUUACCUGCUUUUUGGCUGUUCCCUUUUAAAAGUCGAUAUCACAUUUUGUCCAUAUAUUUUUGUACUUGCUUAAUGCGAGUUAAUUUAAUUUGAAUUUUGAAACAAUUUCAGAGCUUCUAGAAUUGUUUAUAAAUCCACUGGCCAUGGGAUCAAUGAUUUAAAAAAUUUACUAGCCACAAUUAAAAAUUCACUAGCCCUACUUUA